Molecule: messenger RNA, 14205 nt
Organism: Cheilinus undulatus (humphead wrasse)
Lineage: Eukaryota; Metazoa; Chordata; Actinopteri; Labriformes; Labridae
Gene: mbtd1
Product: mbt domain containing 1
Exons: 17
Coding region: 133-2241 (702 amino acids)
Biological process (GO): regulation of DNA-templated transcription
Cellular component (GO): nucleus
Molecular function (GO): zinc ion binding
Source: RefSeq, a predicted model, not a curated record
UGUUGAUAUCCUGCCUGGUAGUAUAUUCAUUUAGACUUUGGUAUAUUAAAAUCCAGAUUUAUCCUCAGGGUUGGGGAUUUUAUUUGCAUUUGGCAGCAGCGUUAAAAGGAAUGUUAUCUAUAUGAAGGGCUAAUGGAAGACACACGGGAUUUGGCUGAACGAACCCCACGUUCAGAGCGUAAGCGGAGAGACUCAUUCGGGAUGUUUGAUGGCUAUGACAGCUGCAGCGAGGAGUCCACCAGCAGCUCCAGCUCAGAGGACAGCGAAGAUGAGGUGGUGCCCUCCAACCCCGCCAGCCUGCCUAUCAUUAAGAACAAUGGGCAGGUCUACACCUACCCCGACGGCAAGGCUGGAAUGGCCACUUGUGAGAUGUGUGGGAUGGUUGGAGUUCGGGACGCUUUUUACUCCAAAACAAAGCGCUUCUGCAGUGUUUCGUGUUCCCGGAGUUAUUCCUCAAAUUCUAAAAAGGCUAGCAUUUUGGCAAGACUCCAGGGCAAACCACCGACAAAAAAGGCAAAAGUCUUACAGAAACAGCCUCUUGUGGCGAAGUUGGCAGCAUACGCCCAGUACCAAGCAAGUCAGCAGAACCAGGCCAAAUCAAAAGCAGUGGUUCCUGCAGAGAGCUUUGACUGGGGGCGAUAUAUCUGUAGCAAUAACACCAUCGGAGCUCCAGUCAGCUGCUUCAAACAUGCCCCUAUGGGGACGUGCUGGGGAGACAUCGAAGAAGGAGUGAGGAUUGAAGUGCUCAACUCGGACACAAACCUCUCCACUAAAGUGUACUGGAUAGCAGAAAUCAUUAAGCUAGCAGGGUUCAAGGCUCUCCUACGGUACGAGGGCUUUGACAACGACAAUGGUAAAGACUUCUGGUGUAAUCUCUGCAUCCCCGAGGUUCAUCCGGUGGGAUGGUGUGCGUCCAGUGGCAAACCCCUCGUACCUCCAAAAAGCAUUCAGCAUAAGUACUCGAACUGGAAAGCCUUUCUCGUGAAACGUCUCACUGGAGCUAAAACACUGCCGCCUGAUUUUAGUACCAAGGUACAUGAAAACAUGCAGUUUCCCUUUAAGAAGCUGAUGCGGGUGGAGGUAGUGGAUAAGAAUUACCUGUGCCGGACACGGGUGGCGUUGGUGGAGCAGGUGAUCGGAGGUCGCCUCCGGCUGGUUUAUGAGGAGAGCGAGGACCAGUCGGAUGACUUCUGGUGUCACAUGUUCAGCCCGCUCAUCCACAACAUCGGCUGGUCCAGAAGCAUUGGGCAUCGCUUCAAACGAUCUGAUGUUUCAAAGAAAAUUGAGGGUCAGGCUGAUGCUCCUGCACAGUUCUUCCAGAAGGUGAAAGAUGUGGACCAGAGCGGGGAUUGGUUCAAAGAUGGGAUGAAGCUAGAAGCCAUCGACCCCCUCAACCUCUCAACUAUAUGUGUAGCCACUGUAAGAAAGGUGUUGGCAGACGGGUACCUCAUGAUCGGGAUCGACGGAUCGGAGGCGGUGGAUGGAUCAGACUGGUUCUGUUACCACGGCACCUCCCCCUCCCUCUUCCCUGUCGGCUUCUGUGAAAUCAACGACAUUGAACUCACACCCCCUAGAGGGUACACUAAACUGCCAUUUAAAUGGUUCGACUACCUCAGAGAAACAGGAUCAAGCGCUGCUCCUGUCAAGUUCUUCAACAAGGAGGUUCCCAAUCAUGGUUUCCGGCAGGGUAUGAAGCUGGAGGCUGUGGAUCUGAUGGAGCCGCGGCUGGUGUGUGUUGCCACAGUGACGAGGGUUGUGCACCGGCUACUGAGGAUCCAUUUUGACGGCUGGGAGGACGAGUACGACCAGUGGGUGGACUGUGAGUCACCUGACCUCUACCCGGUGGGCUGGUGUCAGCUGACGGGCUACCAGCUCCAACCACCCGCUUCACAGAGUAACAGGGAAAUGCCUCAGUCCGUACCCAAACAGAAGAAGAAAGCUCAGCAGUACAAAGGCCAAAAGAAAAAGAGGAAGAUUCCGGUUGGUCGACGGCCCUUCAGUCAGUCAGGCAGGAGGAGGAGCAGCUUCUCAGGGGAUGAAGAGCAGAGUCCGCCCCCUUACCCUGUCCAGGGGCCCACUCGGCCCCGACCCCGAACCCACCUCCACCAAACCCACAAAUCAGAGUCUCUCCUGCGAAUGAAAGAAGAGGCGGCUGAGGUGGACGAGUUUACCUUCUCACAGGGAACCUCUGACCAGGAGAGCAACGGCUCAGGCAGCUAUUACAUCAAACAGGAGCCCUGAGGACACACGGUGAGGACGGAGCAGGACCAACCCCAGUGAGGAUCGGGAACACAGAGAUUCAUACGAGCCUCCAAUCACUCUGAGACCAUCAGGCCUUCUGUGGAGGUGUUUACAGAGAUGGCCAUGCUGCAGAUACGGGGGAUGUUUUUCUGAUUCUGAAACAUCAUGAAGGAGUAUCCCUCAGUUUUCUACCUUGUAGCUGCGUGUGCACAAAAUCACUCAAAAAAUGGAGGGGUUUGAAAGCACCCAGGGUCGGGCCUGGGUCACAUGUUUGGGCAUUCUUCCCCUCGGAUGAUGCAACGUGAUUCUCCUUCUCUCCAGCCUGAAAUCUAACCAGAGAAGAUAUUUUGAUGGAUUAAAAAAAACAACCUUUUUCUACAAAAAAAUGGGGAUCCUGCAAGUGGACGUCAGCCCGCCCUGCCUCUGCCACAAUCUGGGCCGCACACAGAGACCUGUAGAAACUGUGAGAACCAUUCAUUGAGCCAGGUCUUUCAAUUUUCUUUAGUUUUUUCACCUUUUUGUUGUUUUCAGGUCAGAGAGUCAGCCACUGAACGGCCUGAGGAGAGGAGAGGCUGGCAGGAAGAAGAACAGCUCUGUAUAUUUUGAUUAUUUUCUUCUGAACUUUAUUGCCAGGUGGACUUUUCAUUUGUUAAUAGUACUUGAAGUAUUUUUUUUCCUUUUGGUUCACUUAUUUUUGCUAUAAUUUUGGAGUUGUUUUAUUAAUUAAUGUACUUAUUUUGCAUUUACAUUUUUGGCUGUGUGGGAAAGUAAAUGUGCGUUGUUUCAUAAAAGUGAUUAUAUACAUAUAAUAUGUGGAGGAUUAUUCAAAAAGAACUACAGAGUAUAGAUAUAAAGAUUUCCAUUCGAAAAGACAGAGUAGUGAAGUGCUGCUCUGCAUUAACGAUAUUCAUGUUUCUAUUUGUUUGUUUCUGAUAAGUUUGGCCAGAAGUCUUCCACAGCUAAAUUUAUUUCUGAUCCAAACAUCACAGAACAAAAGUGUGAUCCAAGUUCAAAUUUUUGAAAGAGCAACCAAUGCCUACAACAACGUAGAAAUGCCUACAGGUGAUCAAGAUAGAAAUAAAAGAAGCAUUGCCUUAAACUUAGAUUUGGAAAGCUGGAACCUGUACCUUCAAGAGCCUGUCACCAACUCUGUCGUUUUCCCUCUGGCUACUCCAGAUUCAGAGCAUUUCUUUCCUUAAUUGUUAUAAAAGUUGAUUCCUGCUUCUCUCUUAUCUUGUGGGGGAUGAAAAAUAACUUGGAAAAACAUAAAUGAAUCCUGUCCUACCAUCAUCAGCAGCUACGUAGCUAUAUUUCCUCCACCAUUGCUGAAAAGCCUCUGCAGCUGAUGAAGCUGAGAGAGAAAGUCCCGCCUCUUGCUGACUCUGAUUGGUCGGAAAGGCGAGAAAUGCUAUUUAUGAAUACAAGAGCUAUUUUCAACUGAGAGCUUUUUGAUAAAAACAGCUGACGCCAAGGGCUGGACUAAAUUGGCCUUGCAUUGAAAGUGGAAAAACGGCAGCUUUGGACAAAGGUCUUAAAGGUACAAUAUGUAGAAUUUUUGCAAUGAAAUGUCUGAACUUAUUUAAAGAUGAAUAUUCCUACGUAAUAUAUGCUCCUACUCUAGUGCUUUCAUUUUCUGAAACAUCUCCAACAGUUUUCAAAGCCAGACAAAUAGCUGUGAAGGGACAUGUGUUGUCCCCCAUGGCAGACAACGGCAUGUUUAUCUGCUCGACUGAAAUGUUUGAUAGUUUAAAGGAACAGGGAACUGCUACUGGAAGCUGCUGCUCUGUUGCUGUGUGUUACUCAUGUUUUGCACUGCUUGCUUCUUGAUUCUCUGCCAUUGGUUGCACUUUCUUUUGCUAAGCUUACCCAUUUAGCUCUGAUUAUGGUCCGUUCAGAGUUUGUUUUUCAUUAGGGAUUUGCUGUAAUAUCAGCAUAAUAUCGGUAUUGGCAGAUAAUAGCUUUAAAAGGUUUAAUAUCAGCAGGAAAUUCCUGCCUGAUAUUUACAACUGAUAUACUGCCUGUUCUUAUCGAUAGUAUAUAUCUUAGAAAUCAGCCUUAGAAAUCAGUAAAAUAUUUUUCAUUUCAUUUUAAAUGAAGCCCAAAAACAAAACAAAAAAAACUGCCAGACUGUCUACUUCCCCACUCCUCUCUCAGCUCUGCUUGACUCAGCCUCUAUCCUGUCCACCACCAAUAUCUUUUUUUUUACUGUUAUUUUGAUUAAAAGCCCACUGUAACACCUGCAAAUGUAAUAGCAGUUGCCUACUGCAAACAUAAUAACAAAAUUCUCAAAAAUGUCUUAACAGGUACAUUUGGAGGAAUUUAUUACAUCUGUUGGGAGCUAAAAAUUUCCAGCUUUAUAAAUUGUAAUAAUUUCACCAAAUUUUUUAAGAAAAUUUAAUCAUCAGUGUUUGUGGUCAUUGUUUGUAUGUUGCAGUCACAUCAAACAUGGCAAUUAUGGCAAAUUUGUUUUGCCAUGAAACAGGAAGUAGUUGUUUUUCAGAGUCUUAAAACACCUGUAGAGCCAUGAAUCUUAGCAGAGGGAAUUAAAAAGUGUCAAAACUUCACUCUGACCACUCUGUAAAUGAUGUCUAAAAACACAGGCAGUUUUAUUGUUGAACAACUUAAAAUCCUUUUCCUCUCAAAGUUUGUUUUUAGUCCUAGGAAGUUUGAACCCUGUAGUUUAAGUCACAGUACCUUGCCCUAAUGAGGAGAGCCAGCAUGUGCAGAAAAGUUUUUUUUUUUUUUAGAGGCACGUGAACUGCAAAAUUACUCAUAUUUGGAUCAGUUGAAGCCCCUCUGAGGGCUUAUUUUAAGAAGAACCCCUUAGAUUUUGCAGAAUUUUCCCAAAUUACAUCAGUCCUCUCUGUAUUCAGAUUCUUUUUUGCUACGAAUCAUUCCUCUACAAGUUUAUUAAGACACUGGAAAACUUCCUGUUUCAUGGCGAACAAAAAAAAAUCUACUUUUUUGUUCGCCAUGAAACAGGAGUUUUUAGAGUUUCAAAAGUUUUUUGCUAAGAUUUGUGGCUCUUUGUUUUUGCAAAGUAUCAUGCAUCUAGAAGUUUUUUAAGACUCUGGAAAAACUUCCUGUUUCAUGGCGAACAAAAAAAAUUUAUUUUUUUUGUUUUCCAUGGAACAGGAAGGACUUUAUUUAGAGUUUCAGAAUUUUUGUGCUAAGAUUCAUGGCUCUAACAGUGGUGAAAGACACUGGGAAAACUUCCUGUUUCAUGGCGAACAAAAACCAUCACCAUAACUAUUUUUUUUUAAUUUUUUAUUUUCAUGUGACCAUAGUUUAAGCUGACUUGAACCCACUGGCAGUUGUAAAAAGGUUACAAAACAGUGACAAUAACUCAUUUUUAUGUUCAGAGUAUAUUUGUGAGAUGUUUUACAAUUUUUACCUUCCUAUGAACUUAAUAGGUCCCUGGCAACUGCAGUUAUGUUUGUGGGCAGUUAUCAUGUUUUCAGGUGUUGCAGCCCACUGCUGGUGGAAUUUACAUCCUGUAUGUACUAAAGAUGCACCAAUAGUGAAAAUUAGGACCUUUAUGAUGUUUGAAAUAACAAUUUGUCAGAUACUGAAUCAGUACUGCUGAUGUUUUUCAUAACUUCAAUUAGAUCAGAGUUUGUCAAGGUGACCUCCUCUGCCUAGUAAAAAAUCUCUUCAAUGCGGCAGCGACAUGGCAGUUUGAUUGAUUUGACACUACAGAUAAACAGUGGCUACUGAUAUCUGCUCUGCCCCAUUAUGGGCUUACAGUUGAUUUUUGUUACCAGGACCUAAACCAGCCAAUACUAAUGUUUAACUUGCUUUUGUUUACAGAUUGUGUUGAACCAAUUCAAAGAAACAUGCAAUGAUUCAGUGGUCAAGCUUGCAAAACUAAAUAUCAUCUUUGCUUUCAGUCUAAAAACAGUGUCUGGCUUUGUCAACUUUUCUGAGUACUUAAGGGUUUUUUUUCUUGUUUUUUAGUUGAUAGGUGAAUUCUUCAGCAGAGAAAAUAUCCACAUUGAAGCAACAUAACGAGUGGUCGUUUUUGUUGUAGCAGCUGUUAAAUGAACACAAAAAAUCUGUCUCAAUGCCAUAACCAUUACCUCCAGCAGAUUUUUAUUUCUAACACUUUCUUUUUUACUCUCUCUGACAUUCCAUUUCGUAAGCACUGUCAUUUUUUUUUUUGCAGGAUUGCUCAUUCUAAGUCCAGGUAUAUCUCCCCAAAAACUCUUUUCUCCAUCGUAUAGAUAAACUAAACUGGGAUAAGCUUGGUCAAGAGAGCACAUAUUUAAGGAGUGUUUUCUGGCUUUGGUAGCUCCAUGUGGUGCUUUAUGUGGACCUGUCACAGAGAUCAGAACAUACAGAAGCAUGUAUUAACAAAAAAGGUUCCAGAAAGAUGUUCUGAAUCUCAUUUUUUAUGCUGUGAUGUUGAUCAGAAAUAACAAGGCUGUGGAGAUAAAGGGCUUUUUCAUUAAAAAAAAAAAUACAUUUUUAAAAGUUUAAAGCUAAGAAACAAAAGAGCAGCAGGGUAUAACAGAGAAACCUUACUGGUAUGAUAGGGUGCACUCUCACAGAUUACUCCCAAUAUCCACCUAACAACCUCAACAGUCUGGAUAUAUAAAACAGUAGUGACCACAUGUGUCAGCCAAACUGUGCAGAAGAUUAAUAUGAUGUUUGUAGGAGGAUGUAUGGUUCACAAAUAGACAGAAGUUUCACUACAGCAGGGAUUCAGAUGCACAUUCAGGUGUUUCUGUUGUGCUAUGGAUGCUGAUUUAUAAAGACAUUAUAAAACCUCAUCUGUCAUUAUAUGGAGGGUGGAGAAUGCCACAAAAAUAAUCUGUUUUUGUUCAAUAUUUUCAAAUCAAUACACGUCACUAAAAUAUGUUUUUCAAAUUUAUUGCAUUUGAUUAAUGCAUCAAAAACAAGAUUUGAUGUAUAUUUGAAGACAAGAGUUUAAAUAUUAAAAAUACCCCCUAGAACAAGAUGAUUUUGCAAGUCAGAUAAUCAUUAAGUGUUGGCAAUAGAUUGACCAUUAAUAGUAAAUCUUUGGGCCCGGGCAUGUUUAAAAUGUUCUCUGUGUUUGGCAGAAGAAGGCAAGUCCUGGACUUGUUUCAGACUGGGCGCAUGGGGGCUGCGUAAGAGCAGCGGCAGGGCUGGAUUUUCAUUUUGACAUAUAUGUAAACAAAUGUGGUGUUGGCACCCGGUCUCGCACAGAGAAUCUAGAACGUUAGAUUGAACUAGGGCUGAACAAAAACAAACUAUAUAAUUGUGAUUAUUCUGAUUGAUAUUAAAAUGAAUUGCUAUAUUGGAGGGAAUGAUUAUUUUUAUGUCAUUCUCAUUUUGAUUUGGAAAAAUAAAAAACAACAAAAAGGAAAGUGAUAUUUUUGCACACUAUUCUAGAAAAAAAUUGACACUUAAAUGUUUGCAUGAUGUGUAGAGUGUAACAUCUCUGUUGCAAAAACGUAUUAAACUAUUUGUACACACCUCAGGUUAAAGAAAUAUUAUUCUUCUGUGAUUUAAAAUCUGCAGAAAAAUAUAUUGCAAUUUACUCUAAAUUUUGAUUAAUUGUUCAGCCUUAGGUGGCCUUUGACCACCAAAAUUGAUUCAUCUUUGAAUCAGAGUGAACAUAUGUGCAAAGUUUUGAAAGCAUUUACAAACAUAGAGUGAACUUUAAGGCCCAACGACCUUAAUAUUUGGUCUCUAAACCCUCAAAUCUAACAAGGUCACCCUUGACUUAGAGUGGUAUUCUGAGAUAGAAGAAAAUCCCUCAAGUUAUUUCUGAGAUAUUCUGUCCCAAGAAAAGGAUGAACAUGAGGCCCAAAGACCUUGACCUUUAAACCCUGACAUCCAAAAUGCAAUCAGUUCAUUCUUGUAUCAGAGUGGCUAUUUGUACAAAAUAUGGAGAAUAUCUCUGAAAGUAUUCCUGAGAUAUGUUCACAAGAAUAGCCAUGACAUAAAUGCAUAUAGACAGACAACUUCAAAAUAAUGCCUUUGGCCUUGGCUAUCUCCUGCCCAGCGGAAUAAAAAUGCCUUCUUUUGCAAUUGUCCAGCACUUAAGCCUAACUCUACAAUAAACAAGAUUAUAAUUUUAUCUAAAAAAGAUGAAAAACCCUUCUACCCAUCUGGAUGGUACGCUAGGCCAUGUUACUCCUCACAUCCACCCCUUGCUCUGCCAUAAAGCUGUGGACUUUGUUAUUUUUCCAACAGAUUAUUUUCUGGUAACAUGCACGGACAUCCAGACUACAGCCUGAGUUGUGUCAGUCCUCCUCUAUGCCUGAUGGUGCCCUCAGGUGGGCUUACUCGGCAUUGCAGGCCUUAUUUCAGCCUCCAUUUUUGGCCCAAACAUGCCUAAAAGUUCUGCCUAGGAGUGUUUAUACACUGGCAGAUUGAAUGACUAAGUUUAGAUUUUUGAUGCAUUACUCAAACUCAGCGUCAUUGCUGGACUGCUUAUUUAAAGUUUCACAUUUUUUUGCAAUUGAACAAAGAGAAUGUGGCACUCUCUGACCUCUGUACAAUCAGCCUGUGUAGUGUCAAACUUUAGGUUUCUGUGAUUGAAAAUAAGACGUCUGACUUUUCGUAUAUUGAGAGAAAAUUUGAAAUAUUAGCUUUGGUGAAACAGUCUCAUUAUGUUGUCAAAAAAGAAUAUAUGGAAUAUUUUAUUAGGGUCAUAUGCAAAGUGUUUUUCUAUUGCUAUGGUUGUUCUCAUGUUGGAGCCAUAUGUAUGCAAGCUAGUUAAUAAUUCACCUGAGCCACAGAAUAACAUGUUUGUGAUAAAUAAUGAAACAUGAACAAUGCACUGCUUUUCCAAUAGUCUCUGAGGGCAGCAUUUAAAUAAGAUGACAGGAUCUCAAAGUGGCAUAAAUACAUAGAUUCUAUAUACAUAGAAAUAUAUAACUAUAUUCUUCAUGACUCUGAUGGUAUGGAGCAACAAAUCCUGACUAGUCAGUACUUCCUGCGUAGGCACGGGGGCGACAAGACUCCUUUCAUUCUUCUUAGAGCUAGAUGUUUGCAGCUGUUUAUCUACUACCUCCUGAUGCUAGCCACGUUUAGCUAAGUGUGACAUAGACUAUGGCAGUGUGUUAGCAUAUGCAAAUGAAAAGGAUUACGUAGAAAAUGAUCCACUUGAAGACUAGACACCAAACAUGGAAGAAUUUUAUCACAGCACAUGAGGUAGUCUUCUAAUUUGAGCGAUGCAAUAACAAUAUAGAUCCCAUAUUAUUUUGCUAUGUUAAAUAAGAACCUAUAGCACCCUCAAAUGUCAUGAUCACUACAUUAAUAUAAUGAACAUAUGAGAUAAUUUAACAAAAUGUUAUUGUAUAACUGUGAUUUUUGUGAGUAAGGGUUCAUAUACAGAAAGAUUACUCAGAGUAGAAGCUGUAUGGAGACGCAGGGCGGCUUUAAACUUAUCAGUGACAGUAAAAAGAUCCAUAAUUUCUCUUUCUACCAGUAAGGUUCAUGAUUCAAUUCUCAGGAAGUUUGUGUUUCUUUUUUGGGUCGUAACUUCAGUCUGAAUCAGCUGGGUUUGAAAUGCUAAAAGGUGUCUUCAGCGUGUGCAUCUCCUGUAUGGAAGCAAAGAAGUCUUCAUGUUGAGUAUCUGAAAAAGUAGACGUAAAAGUGAAACCAUUGUUGGAAACUUGAAGCACUAAUAUUUUAAUUAUUUGCUGUAAAAUCCAGAUUAUAAGUCACGCUAGUUUAUGAAGAUGCUGUUUAUGUUUGGGUUCUUCCAGCAAGAUGGCUUCUAUUGUGUUCAAUGAAGUCUGUUAAGUUUAAUUUCUGUUUUCACCACAGGUAAUUGACCUAUCAGAAACCUUGCCUUCCCUGGCUCACUCGGACAAUUUGGACAGUAACCAGUUUAAUGGUUUUCAUUUAGACAAGCUUGGACUCUGUUUGCCUGCCGUUAACACUGAUUUCUGACCGUCAAAGAACAAAAAUAUAAAAACCACAUUUAUAAAACUAUGACAAAGUUUUAAGCCUUACUUUAGGCCAGAUUUACCCACCCUGAUGAGCAGAGAGUGUGUCCCCAAGUUAAGGUUGGUUGCAAAUGUGAGUGUGAAGAAGUGUGAGGUGUCCACAUUAUUAUUUUACUGCUCCCUCCCCCGUCCCCAGCCUCUCCGACAUUGAAUCGUAAAUAUCAAACACGUUUGAUAUAGGUUCUUUGUAGAUGACAUUACCCUGCAGCGACAAAGUCCCCUUGGGGGGCGAGUAGUGAUUUCUGCAUAAAGAAACGCUACCAAAAAGGCCAUGUUUUGAGCUGUUUAUGACUAUGCAAAGAGUUUAAAGUGUGAAAAUAAAAGCUUUCUUUAUUCUUAAGCUACUUUUGUGUCCUGAAAGUAGUGAAAUACUCAGGCAAAAAAAGUUGUAAAAGCUCACAGAGAAAUGUAAGCAGGCACCUUGCCUGUGUUUCUCCAGAUGUCCUGAUGUCCGUCAAGCCUUGUCGUUGUGAUGGGAAAUCCGUCCCUUUUUAGAGAUCUGGCCUCAGUAGAGCUGUUUUUUUGGCUCCCAAACGGCUCUUCAUUUGUUAAAAGUUUGGCUUUUUAAAUGUUAAACAACAGUUGAUGGAGGAAAGAAAACUGGCACUCGAAUGGGAGCUAGCCACCGCAGCUAACACAGAAGAGUUGUUUUGUGGCACAGACUCAUUCGUGAACAGCCCAUCAUCACUCGGUCUCCUACCCCACUAGGAUUAUACAGUUGAUAGUACAUCACUUCUCAAUGAAAAGCAUGUUUGUUACAAAAUCUGGAUUUUUUUUUUAUGUUAAAGGGGCUUUGCUAGCCUCUUAACUCAGUACAAGACCACUCAAGACUCGUUUCCCCUUAUCUGGCUACACUACACAAAACAUUAGGAAGUCUGCAGAAUUGAGUAUUAGUGAUAUUGAUCACCUCCCCACCAGCUAAAUCAGUUAAACUGUGUAAAAAACAAAUUUUUUAAAGUGCAGGAAUCGUAUUCUGAUGAUAAUUGCAAUGUACAGGUCCAUUUAGAGCUUUAAAGUACUUUCCUCCAUCCCGAUUAAUUUCUAAUGGCUGCGCCCCCCGUUCCUGACCCCUAACGGAUAUUCUCACAUCACAGCGUGUAAACGGCGAUAUUGGUCAUCCUUGCGGCAAACUUAAUAUAAACAACAAGUAUUUAAAGUGUGUCUUAUACACCGGAUUUUACAGUUUAAGUUGCAUGCAUUUAUUUUAUAUUUCACUCACUGUGACACCACCUGAUGUAAAAACAAGAUACUAAGUUAGGCAUAAUUUUGCCCUUUUUUCUUUCAAAGAUUAGAGAUCAAGUUUGUUGGAAAAUAUCAGUUUAAAUUUUGAAAACUAUAUCAUCUUGGGACCUUACAAACUGAAGUUGAAACCUGUAAUUUUCAUAUUGUUACUAUAAAUGCACUUCUUUGCUUCCAUAUGAUUUAUUCGACAAACGUCUUAUCUCACUUUCCUUUUCACGUACUUUUAUAUUGAUAUUUCAAGGCUUUUUAAUCUGUCUUAAUGUUGAAAUUCUAUAUUUGAUUGAUGUUUAAAAAUAUGUUCCAUGCUUUUGUUGUGGUGAAUCUGGUAACUUCCUGUAUUCCUUUUAUUUCUCAGUGGGACGUGAGAUCAGUCUCCACCAAUUUUAAUUUUUCUCCUGAUCCGAUAAAAAAGCUCAGCAAAAAUCUUCAAAGACCAAACGAGCAAUAAAAGACGGUGUCUCACAAUCAUUUGAGGUUAGGAUCUGUCAUUGGAGUUUUGUUCCUCUGAUGUUUAGAGAAGCAUUAAAGUCCUUCUUGACCAAACUGCAUUAAUACCUUAGUACAAAAACAAACGAAAAGACUGUUUUAUGGACUAACUGCUGCUACCCUCCUCUAGAGUAACCCUAAAAAAAAUCAAAUGCACAAUCAACACUGUUUUAGAUCUUCUGUUUCUCACUUUUACUUGUAGAUAUUUACCUUUCUUAUUUCACCUUAAUCCCAAAAUCGUAAAAAUGGAACAAGUUUCACUCCAUCCACGGGUAGCUGAGUAAAGGGCGUCAGUAUCUGCAGACUGAUUGACUGAUUGAUUUGGGAUUGGGUGCACUGAUCAACGGAAUGCAUGUAGAACAGAAAGCGUUGUGCCGAUGUCGUGCUGAGCUUGUGUUUUUUGUUGUAACCGUCAAUGGUUGUUCUUCAGUCUGUAUGUGUUUUUUCUCCUCCGCUGUGAUCAGGAAAUAUAAGGAAGCCCAUGUCUGCCAAAAAAAAAAAGAAAAAAAUUUAAAAGAUAUGCAUGAUAAAAAUAAAUAUUUGUGAAAUUUGAAGCGUAAAAAUGCCACCAGAUUUGGCUUACUAAGUCGAAACUUUAAUUCAGUGUGACAUAAUUUUGAUUGUUGUGAUGUUAACAUUUUUGUUUUUAUCAUGUACAUUUUUUGAACAUUUGGCAGUAAUAGUCUGUAUUCACAUGGCAGCCAUUAUUUCUUUAAAUCCAUACACAAGGUGGGAAGCUAAAAUGCUGUUAUAAUGUCAUAGGGCUACAAAAAAACAGCUACAGCAAAUCACAUUAUUAAGCUGGCUAGUUUUACAGCAUGUUAAAAAGUGGCUUAAUGUUAACAUUACUGUAUAAAAAUAGGAUGCAAAGGAUAGGAAAGGCUUCACAGCUAAGGACAAGUUAGUUAAAACCUGCCAGGUUCUAAUGUUUACUGCUGCCUGGUGGUAAAUAGCUAAUGAAAAUAACUAAUCAGAAUUAUGGAUUAGACUUUACUUCCUUGCUGAGAGUACGUUAGCAAGGGCUAACAUUUUUUUCAUUUCUAUGAUAGCUUAAAUUAAGCAAAUAUGACUUGUAGCAUGGCACAUUUAUUCUUUAUUUUCAUUUACCGAUUUGCCAAUGAAAGGAAAAUUAUUAGUAACAAUUUGAGGGUGCACAUGGCUGUAAUGAAGCUAAGAAAACACAAUUAAAAACUGAGUAUAAUCUGAAGACCACUUACAUUAGCAUUCAGCUACUUCUUGCGAAAAUAACCAUUAGCUAAACAGUUAGUGUGUCCCAAAUCACAUACUUCUGUACUAGAUACUAAACAUUUUGAAUGCAUAAGUGCCCAUAGUGUGUUCACACUUAGAAAUAUACUCUAAAGCAGCACACGCAAAACUGUCCUCGCAGAUGUUGUUCUGUUAGCAUACCUGGUGCGCUAGCAUCCGCUAGCUAGCAAGAUAACGUAUUUACAACGGCAGCAAUUCCAAUCAAGAAAAGGGCUUUUAGAGCAAAAUGAAUUCAUUUUUUUAUGCAAAUAAUGUUAACAUAAAACACAAGUUACAUGAAUCUAAUAGUAAGAGAAAAUCAACAUCAAAUUUUGAUUAUAAUUGGCUAAUGUCUCCUUAAAACUUGCUGUUACUAAAUAAGUUGACAAAAACAAAUAAGCAGUUAAACUGUUGUCACUUAAGCAUUGAUUAACAUGCUACAUGAGAGAAAAUGCUUAGUCAUAACUUGGGGGUAUACAGCAACUUCUUAGCUCAUACUAUUGUUAGCUAGGUAGUUGCUAAAUGCUAUUAUAAACUUAGAAUUAUUUUACAAAAUAUUAAGAUAUGGUUAUAUUUCUUAGCUAAGUGCAUGUUAGCUAUGGCCUGAAAAGGCUACCAUUUGCUGCUGUUGAGGCAAAAAUUGACCCAGUAUGUUGUUUAACUUUAAACAUUCCUAUUCUCUUAACUGUUAAUCCGUUUAUGCGUUAAAUAGCAUGCUACAGUUGAGACAUUGUUAAGUAAUAAUUUUGGUGGGGGGCUUUAUUUCGAAACAAAUACUGUUUUAACCCAUUAGCUACUUACCACCGACAGCUAACUGAAGCAUACAGCCACUUCUUAGCUAAUAUUAAUGUUAGUGAGAAACAGGCCAAAUGCUAGCAUUCUCUUAUGGUAGUAUAAUUCAAUCUAAUUCUAUCUUAGAGUAAUGUCAGCUUGGAGGUAGUUAUAUGCUUAAAUUUGCUGCUUUUUUAUUGUGGCUAACAUCAGAUUUGUUGUGUAAUUUUAAACAUUAUAAACAGUUAUCCUAACUUUUCUCUUGUGAAAAUUA